AUGAUAAACAUAACUGUAAUAUUUUUAUUUAUAUAUCAUUUAGUAUUACUAAUAUUGGGGAUAAUAUUUUUUGAGAACUAUUUGUUUAAAGAUUUUGAUAACAGUUUUAGCUUAGUAAAAAUAAUAUUUUGUUUUUCUUUUCUUUUAUGUUUAUCUUUAUUAUCUAUGAUUAUGUUUGAGAUAUUGGGAUUUAUAACAACAUCAUUAAAAUUAUUUAUAUGGUAUAUAGAUAUAACAUUUUUAGUUUUAUUUAUUUAUUUAAUAAUACCUAUAAGUUUAAUAUAUACAUAUGUAACAUAUGAAGAUGAGAAGAUAUCAAAUAGUUUAUUUAAGUUUAAAUAUUUUUAUUCGGCUUUAAAAAAAAUGAAAAAUAAUAAAAAAAUAAAUAACAAUGAUGAAGAUAAAAGUGAUUUUAUGAGACGACUUGUAUAUGUUAGUGAAGACAUAAUAAAUAAAAUGAAUAAUUAUAAUUAUCAAAUAAAAAAUAGAAAUAAAAAAAAAAUAUUUAAAAUUAUAAUUGGGUGUAUAAUUAUGCUACCAUUGAUUUGGCUUACUCUUUAUAAAAUAUCGAUGGUUACAUUUAAAAGUAAUAGUGAUGUUCAUGAUAUAGAUGAUAUAUAUAAUAUAGACACUAUAUUAAAAGAAAAGUUAGAUAUAAUAAAUAAAGAAUUUGCUGAUGAAUAUGAUACUAAUAAUGAUAAAAAUAAAAAUAUUUUCUUUAUUAAAAUUAUGAAAAAUUUAUUAAUUUAUAUAUCUGUUACUGGAAUGACUAUAGUUAGUGCAUUAUCUGCUUUUACUAGUUUGUAUUCUCCAUACACAAAUAUUAGUAACUUUUUUUUCUUUGUUACAUUAAAAAAAGUUAAAGCCAUUGAAAAGAAGAUCAUUUUUAUAAAGGAUGAAUUGGCUUCAAAAAAAAAACUACUUUUACUAUAUCAAUACCCUCACUUAUUAAAUGAUUAUAUAAAAAAUAAAAAUAAAAAUGAAAAUGAAAACAAUUCAAUAUCCAAUUAUAAUGUAAACAAUUUAUACAACAUCAGUACUAACAUGCCACACCACAAUGAUUUAAAUCCGUAUAACAAUUUUGGUGAUUUUACAUAUCAAUAUCCAAACAUUUCAAAUACAAACAAUAUAAUACCUUAUAAAGAAAACAGAGAUGAACUAUUAAAUGGGUCUCCAAACAUUCCCUACUUUCAAAACAACAACCGAAUAGACAAUAUUAUUGACACUAACAAAUAUUACAAUAGUGACAAUAAUAAAAAUAAAUGUCAAAAAAUAGAUAAUGAUAUAGAAUAUAUAAGUUCAAAGCCUUUUAAAAAGUGUAACUUAUAUCUUGGUACACAUAAGUCAAUAUAUAAAGAUAUACAUGACACAUUUAUGAAAAAGGAAAAUGAAUUUUAUAAUAUAUUCAAUAAAAAUUGUAUAUAUAAUAAUGAUACAAAAGAAACUGAAAUUAUUGAUAAUGAAGAUGAAGAAAUCGAACAAAAUGCAACCAUAAAUUUUUAUGAUGAAGUAUAUAUUGAUAAACAAAUAAAUUUUAAAAGUCUUGAUGGAGGGUCUGGAAAGUUUAUUGAUAAAAACAUGAGUGGGAAUAACUUGUUAUAUAAACGGAAUGUAAAAUCGAGCAAUUACAUGGACGAUAAAGUAAAUAUAAAUUCCAGUUCUAACUUUAAUUAUUCACCAAGUAGUGAAAGUUAUAAAUACGAUGGAAUGGAUGGCGGAAGGGAAAUUAUAAGAUAUAACAGCUAUUGUGGUGGGUCACCAAAAAAUGAAAAUAAUGAACAUAAUAAUGAAACCGAUUUAGAUAGCGAUGAUAAAAACAAAAAAAAAAAUAAUUUUUUUUAUAAUAUGUAUUCAUUUAAAAAUGUGGUGAUAAAAAAUGAGGAUGUUCUUCCAUAUACUAACAAACAUAAGGAAGAAUUAUAUAUAAGUAAAAAAUAUAUCUCUAAUUUGCUUGUUAAUAGUUUACAAAAACCAUAUAGAACUUUAAAAAGUGUAAAAGAUUUUUUUACACAUAAUAUAAUUAGAAAUAAAAAUCGACAAAGUUUUGAAAAUAUAAAUAAACGAAGUAAAGAAGUGUUAGUACAAGAUAUAAAAACAUUAGAAUUUAUGUCAAAAAAAUUAUAUUUUUUAUUAGAUGAAGUUAUAAAAGAACAGAUAAGAAUAAAUAAAAGUAUAACAUUUUCAGGAAUGCUUUUAUAUUUAUUAGGAAUAAUUAUGUCGAUCUUAUGUUUAUACAAAAUUAUAAAAACUUGUUAUAUUAUAUAUAUGGUAGAGUUUCAUUAUAAGUUUAUUUAUACUUAUAGUAGUGGACACGCAUUAAUGCUAUUCUAUUCAAAAAAUAUGGAUUUUUCAUUUAUAAAUGAUUUAAAAAAUGUACUAAACAUUGUACAUAUAAAUAUAAAUUUAGAUAACUAUGUAGUAUCAAUCACAUCAAUAUUAUUAUUAUGUUUUAUAUUUACAAAUCUAAAAACAUUUAUGGAAAAAAUUAUAAAAUUAAGAUAUUCAACAAAAUCAUCUUUAUAUUCAAAUCUAGCUAUCUUAUUAAUGUGUGAAUUAAUGGGUUUAUAUUUCUCUGCUUACUGUAUACAAUUAUUUGAUUAUCUUCCCGUUAAAGAAAAAAUAAAAAUGAUAUAUAUUUUUUUUAAUAAUAAUAUUCUUAAUUUAUUUAAACUUAAAUAUCACUUUGAUUUUGUUUAUGUCGUAUCAUUGUUUAUUUCUUUGAUUCUGAUAAAAGUCCACCACAAACACAGGUCCGACAGUUUCAGUGAGUUGUAA
Plasmodium vinckei vinckei is the source of this 2775-nucleotide messenger RNA. RefSeq names its product conserved Plasmodium protein, unknown function. NCBI's taxonomy places the organism in Eukaryota, Apicomplexa, Aconoidasida, Haemosporida, Plasmodiidae. The transcript has a single exon. Bases 1 to 2775 code for a protein of 924 amino acids. The record is from RefSeq and is a predicted model, not a curated record. Gene Ontology annotation, cellular component: membrane.